Molecule: messenger RNA, 780 nt
Organism: Rosa chinensis
Lineage: Eukaryota; Viridiplantae; Streptophyta; Magnoliopsida; Rosales; Rosaceae
Product: ATP-dependent DNA helicase PIF1-like
Exons: 1
Coding region: 1-516 (171 amino acids)
Molecular function (GO): helicase activity; ATP binding
Source: RefSeq, a predicted model, not a curated record
AUGAAUCUAUUAUAUCCAAUAGAAUUUUUGAAUAAGCUUGAAUUUAACGGAUUACCAUCACAUGAAUUAACUUUAAAAAUUGGAAUGCCUAUCAUGUUACUAAGAAAUUUAAAUCAAAUGUCUGGUUUAUGCAAUGGUACAAGAUUAAUAAUAACACAAUUAUUUGAUCGACUAAUAGAAGCAAAAAUAUUAACAGGAAACAACAUAGGUCAAAAAUUUUUUAUACCUAGAAUUGUUCUUAUUGCAUCUGAAAACAAAUGGCCAUUUAUUUUUAAAAGACGACAAUUUCCAAUAAGACCAUGUUAUGCUAUGACUAUCAACAAAAGUCAAGGUCAGUCACUAAAUCAAGUGGGCAUAUAUUUACCUGAACCUGUUUUUACACAUGGACAAUUAUAUGUAGCGCUCUCAAGAGUUACAUCAAGAAAUGGGUUAAAAAUUUUAAUAAACAAUAACAACGAUAUGCCAAAUAAAUACACUAAAAAUAUUGUUUACAAAGAUGUGUUACAAAAUUUAUAAAUAGAAACAAGACAAACAAAAAAUUUAUCUAUUCAUUUGAAAUUCUUAUACCAAACGAAAGUUUGAUAUAUUUUCGUUUGAUAUAUGCCUUUCAAUUAGGAAAGCCUCCAUUAAGCUUAACAUCUACUGUUGCGAUAUCGCCAAAAACUGGGUAAAAUUUGGUUCUCAUAGAAUCACUUGAUUUAAUCAAUCUUUUGAUUCUCUCUUAUUCUAUUAUAUAUGUGUGUUUUGCUGACACUUUAUUCAUGUCUUGAAUUUAAUGGU